Molecule: messenger RNA, 2448 nt
Organism: Zophobas morio
Lineage: Eukaryota; Metazoa; Arthropoda; Insecta; Coleoptera; Tenebrionidae
Gene: Eyg
Product: paired box protein Pax-6-like
Exons: 5
Coding region: 162-1691 (509 amino acids)
Biological process (GO): anatomical structure development; regulation of transcription by RNA polymerase II
Molecular function (GO): DNA-binding transcription factor activity, RNA polymerase II-specific; RNA polymerase II cis-regulatory region sequence-specific DNA binding
Source: RefSeq, a predicted model, not a curated record
GCCGCGCACUCAUUCAGUGUUGUGCUUGCAGUCGAUGAGCUUCAACCUCUCAACCUAGGGAGCCUUGUCAAGGUUUCUGUUGGCGCGCAGUGAACUUGAACGCGGUUGACAGUGCAGUUCGUGUUGGCGGAGGCACCCAUGGACCACAGUGCGCGCACAAGAUGCUAAUCUCCAACGGAAACGCGUUGGGAAGCGGAAACGACUUUUCCAAUGUUCCUGGCCUUUCCGGCUGCUGUCCCGUUCCGGUCGCUCCCGCCGCCCGAUCCGCCAUUGUCAACUGGAAGAUGGACUCCGUCGGCCUGCCGGCGCCCAACACUGCGCCCAGCGUCCUGUCCACGGCCAUGCCGCUCUCGCCCACAGUAGCUUCAUCGCCGACCAUCACAAGUCCAGCCUCCGGCACCUCGGGCGCGUCCACGGUCCCAUCUUCCUUAGCCCCAUCGGCCCUCCGAGAGCUGUACGGCAACGCCGCCACUGCCCCAGGUCAUCCCCUCGCCUCGCUAGUCUCGCAACAAAGGUUUCUGGAGCUGUCCAGGUUCGGCCUAAGACACUACGACCUGGCGCAGCAUAUGUUAACACAACAGGGCGCCGUCACGAAACUGCUCGGCACGCUCCGACCUCCAGGUCUAAUCGGAGGCAGCAAACCAAAAGUAGCAACGCCGGCCGUAGUUUCCAAGAUCGAACAGUACAAAAGGGAAAACCCCACAAUAUUCGCCUGGGAAAUUCGGGAAAGAUUAAUAUCAGAAGGUGUGUGCACCAAUGCAACGGCCCCAUCAGUGAGCAGCAUCAACAGGAUACUCCGAAACCGGGCUGCUGAAAGAGCCGCAGCGGAAUUCGCCCGGGCUGCCGGUUAUGGCCUGUACCACCCGCACCCGUACGCGGCGGCGGCCGCCGCCUUCCCGUGGCAUUCGCCCCUGUGGCCCAACAGCCCGUUGGGUCUGCAGCCGCCGGGGGCCGGGUCGUCCAUGAUGGCCGGCUCCCCCAGCUCGUCCGGGUCGCCUCACCCCGACCACGGUCUUCUCAGUUCGCCCCCGGGCACCCACCCCGACAACAAGGACGACUCCAGCCUCGACAGCUCCGAGCAGCCCAAGUUCCGCCGAAACAGGACCACCUUCAGCCCCGACCAGCUCGAGGAGCUCGAGAAGGAGUUCGAGAAGAGCCACUACCCCUGCGUGUCCACGCGGGAGCGCCUCGCGUCCAAGACGUCCCUGUCGGAAGCCCGCGUGCAGGUUUGGUUUUCCAACAGACGAGCGAAAUGGAGGCGCCACCAGCGCAUGAACCUGCUGAAGCAGUCGUCCCCGGGGCCCCAGGGCAGCCAGUCUUCGAUGUUCGGCGGCCGCUUGACGCCCUCACCGCACUACACUGCCGGUUCCACCCCUGGCUCGCCGCUUACUACGCCUCAUCGCGCCGGGGGGCCGACGGCGUCCUCCCUUUUAUUGCAAAUGGGCGGCGAAAAUAGUGCCUUCAAGGCCUUGGUGCCGAACCCGCUGCUGGCCCCCGACGGCAUGCGGCGGCUGAGCGACUACACGGACUCCGAGGAGGAGAUCAACGUCAACGACGAGUCGGACGUGGAGGAGGCGGCGGAACGGAGGCGGAGGUCCAGGUCGUCGAGUCCCGUCGAAGUUGUCGACUCACCCGCCAAGGAGACGCCCACAUGUCAGCCUUUGCAGCUCACCAUGCACGAUCGCGAUUAAUUUAUUGAGGAUUACGUACAUGGUGAAACAGCAUUACCAAAGCAAUUGAACUCUUAUACACUUAAUUUAUGUCUGUAAAUACUUAUUUAAAUGACGUGUCAGCGGCUGUGACUCGACUGACAAUUUUGCCCAAGCUAAGGUUCCUUCAUUCUGCUCUCUCAUCACACAACCGAUAAUUACGGCGAAUCGAAAACUCGACACCUCCUCUUCCCUAAAUAGGAGACACUUGGAACAUUUCGAAAUUAUAGACGAAGAAACAAAUAUUGUACUAUAUGAAUUUAGACACAUGUAUAUGGUCAGCGUUCAAAGAACGAAACUGAUGUCCCAAGUGUUGGUAGCCUCCUCGGUUUCGAAACCGUCCAUCAAAAUUUUCUCGGUCAAGCAAAAGACCACAUUCGAGCUCCCUGGACGAAGGGACCAGCGAGUGAUGGCCGUCUGAGGAACUCGUAUCUGGCGCUAUCGGACGAACUUUCCUUUUCCGUUCCGAGGGGGCUACAGAGGACCGAGCACCAGCUGUAAAUACCCAGUCGUACUGUCGAUCGUACUCUAGCUGUAGAAAAGAAAAAUUGUUACUUAUUUAAAUUUUGUGUACAUUAAAGAAGAACAAAGCGUUUAGUUUUCUAAAUUGGUCGGUUGUCCGGUUUGUUAGAGAGCGUAGGCUUUUCUAAUGAAUGAACGCCGACAGCAACUCGUCCAUUGUAUAGUAGCCGUAAGAAACUGUAAUAAUUGUUAACGAAAUACAAUUUGCAUAAACGUU